AAAUUGAACGCUGAUUUCGAUUAAAGUAUUCUUUAGAUCUUUACGGGUUUUCUUAGACUGGAUCUACAAAAAUGCCACAACCAUUAAAAUUAGCUGUUAUUUGUUCAAGCAACAUGAAUCGUAGUAUGGAAGCACAUAAUUUCUUAAGCAAAAAAGGAUAUAGAGUCCAAUCAUUUGGAACAGGAGAUAAGGUCAAGUUACCAGGAGCAGCUCCGGACAGACCUAAUGUGUAUGAAUUCGGGACACCUUAUGAUGACAUCUAUCAGGAUCUCUUGCAGAAAGAUAGAGAGCUGUAUACCCGAAAUGGACUUCUUCAUAUGUUGGACCGGAAUAGGAGAAUUAAACCUCAUCCCGAAAGAUUUCAGUCAACAUCAGAACAGUUCAAUCUGAUCCUUACUUGUGAAGAACGAGUCUAUGAUCAAGUGAUCGAAAGCUUGGAGGGCAGAGAUAGUCAAACAACUCCUGUUCACAUAGUUAAUAUUGAAAUUCAGGAUAACCAUGAAGAAGCAACAAUAGGUGCAUUUCUGAUGUGUGAUCUGGUAGCUAUGUUCUUUAUAUUUAGAUGGCCAAUAGUGAUGACCUUGAUAAUGACAUCGAUGAAAUGUUGCAAGAUUUUGAAGCAAAAUGCCAACGCCCAAUAUUACAUUGUCUGCUUUUCUACUAGUUCGCAUUUUCAAUAUUAUAUACAGAAACCACAUGACCGUCAAAUUGUAUUUCCAGUAUUUGAUACACAAGCUCACUGAUCUAAAUGAGCAUAUACUCUUCGAA
Molecule: messenger RNA, 768 nt
Organism: Daphnia magna
Lineage: Eukaryota; Metazoa; Arthropoda; Branchiopoda; Diplostraca; Daphniidae
Gene: Ssu72
Product: RNA polymerase II subunit A C-terminal domain phosphatase SSU72-like
Exons: 6
Coding region: 72-743 (223 amino acids)
Biological process (GO): termination of RNA polymerase II transcription
Cellular component (GO): nucleus; mRNA cleavage and polyadenylation specificity factor complex
Molecular function (GO): RNA polymerase II CTD heptapeptide repeat phosphatase activity
Source: RefSeq, a predicted model, not a curated record